This is a messenger RNA of Dufourea novaeangliae, 1195 nucleotides long. Its product is annotated as pyrimidodiazepine synthase-like. Gene Ontology annotation, biological process: glutathione metabolic process. The coding region runs from base 154 to 873 and encodes 239 amino acids. NCBI's taxonomy places the organism in Eukaryota, Metazoa, Arthropoda, Insecta, Hymenoptera, Halictidae. The transcript is spliced from 6 exons. Gene Ontology annotation, molecular function: glutathione dehydrogenase (ascorbate) activity; glutathione transferase activity. Gene Ontology annotation, cellular component: cytoplasm. The record is from RefSeq and is a predicted model, not a curated record.
UUCAUAACAUUCCUUUACUAUCCUUACUCAGAAAUAAUAACUGGUGAAAACUAUAUAAGUUACUAUAAAUAGUCACGUAUCUGCCGUUUUUAAUUUUUUUAAUUUUUCAAAGUAAAGUAUCGUGUUUUACUAAACCAAGAACAUUUAGCAAUUAUGAGCAGUGUACAUCUUGGAGCUGGCUCUGAAAAGCCUGCAGAAGUAAAGGGACAAGCACGUUUAUAUAGCAUGAAAUUUUGUCCUUUUGCACAUCGUAUUCGAUUAAUAUUGUCUUAUAAAAAAAUUCCUCACGACAUUGUUAACAUCAACUUAAAAAAUAAGCCGGAAUGGUAUUUUGAGAUACAUCCUGAAGAUAAAGUACCAGCAUUUGUCGAUACUGAUGGUACAGUCAUUGUAGAUUCCAUAGUAAUAGCAAAUUAUUUGGAUGAAAAAUAUCCUGAGCCUCCUUUAUACAAUGAAACAACAAGGGCUCGUGACUUAGAGCUAUUGGAUCAUUAUUCCAAGAUUGUUACCAUUUUUUCAAAUUGCAUACACGGUAAUGACAAAAGGCCACUCAGUGAAAUUAUAGCAGAGGUAUCAAACUUAUUAGGAGAAUUUGAGGAAGAACUUAAAACUCGUGGAACUACUUUCUUUGGAGGAAUUCAACCAGGUAUUGUGGACAUACUGAUGUGGCCCUGGGUUGAACGACGAAAGGCUUUGGCUUUGAUUUAUAAGGAGUCCAUGAACUUUAAUGCUGCGAACUUCACGCAUAUAAUGGAAUGGGUCCAAGAAAUGAAAGCACAGCCAUUUGUGCAAGAGAACGAAUGUUCCCACGAAAAGUUUGCCAAAUUGAUCGAGGACAUGAAUGCAGGAAACGUUGAUUAUGAUAACCUUUAAGAUACUUAAUAGAGCGGAAUACUUCCACGAUGUGCGAUAUUACACACUUUACUCUUACUACGCGCACUUAUAUGCGUAUGUUGUUACUUAACUUAGGUUUCUAAAGUAAUACAUGCACAGUACAUGUUGCAGUAUUACAGUAAUGAUUUAGUAAAAUUUCCAGUGACUAAUUUAAAAACAUAUCGAAGAAUGUCUUCUUAUAACUAGGCUUCCUUAGGUUAUAAAGAUAAAAAUUCGAGAGCUUCAUAACUUAUGCCUUCUAUCGUGACAAUAUUGUAUAUUAUGAACCUGUUCAAUGCAUCAGUACUGCCCUGUCACAUUU